AUGGCUCAUCAGACGAUGUUAAAUACAAUAAUGUACCCGUCGUGGACUUUGGAAACAUGCUCGACCUUCUUUCUCGUCCUCCUCGCUUUGCUCUUCACAAGUGGUAAUCUUGCCAUUCGUCUGAUCCGUAAGCGUGACCGUCUCGGAUCCCACGGGGAGAUGGAUUACAUCAACCAAUUCCAGCUACCUUCUAAUGCACAGGCCAAUUCACCUCUGUUUGAUGGCACGAUUCCUGGUGAAAUUCGAGACCGUAUUUUUGCUUUUACCCUGAGUUGCUUCGAAUCGCAAAAGGCAUGGGAUAGAGACAGUUCAUACGUUAGACCGGAAUAUGCGGCGCCCCUUGUCGCCGACACGGCAAUUCUACAGACUUGCCAGCGCGCCUAUGUCGAGAAUUGGUUUCGACCGUGGAUCUCGGCAACUCACACGUUCUAUCUCGCUUGGGAGGGACGCCGGCCUGACAAGGUCACCACCGUCGAAAAGUUCGAACCGACUCUCGAACUACUGUUUGCGACGCACGGCGAGACUGAGAUCUCUCAUGUGAGAGUGUUUGCUCAACUGUGCUCUCUCGAGAACGGCAGAGAGCUUUCGAGGAUUCUCGGCAUGAAGAACUUCUUCCCCCAGAAGAUCACCAUCACCAUCCGACACCAUGACUGGUGGUCCUGGGAAGAAGACGCGCGGUUGCACAUCGGUUCGCAGUGGGUCCGUGACUGUCGUUUCCCCGACACCGUUCGAGAAAUAUGUGUCGAGCUUGAGAGCCUGCAACGAAAGAAGGAUCAGAUUGAUUGGAUUGCGGGAGAGAUGGCCCAAGGUUGGCAAUUUGCUCGGUGCGAUGGAACGAAGCUGUCUGCGAAGCCACAGGACGUACGUGUGAGCCGUUGGAGUGGCAGCUCUACCUGGGAAGGACAUCGGUGGUUACGCGACGAAACGAAACCUGGAGUCAAUGAAUACUACGUCAAGACCAUCACCUGGAAGCCAGACCAAAGCAUGACUGAGCGUCCCGUACCCAAAAGCCUUCGUGCGCCGAAUUCUUUCGGUAUCCUCAGACAUAGAAACCCAUCCAUGCCUGUAUCACGUAUAAGGGGCGCUGGGGUUCCGGAGGGACUUUCAGCUGAGGAGACAGAGAAACUUGUUCGGCGGUGGGAAGGGGCCAAUCGUUAGUUGUUGAC
Messenger RNA from Exophiala oligosperma, 1166 nucleotides. RefSeq lists its product as uncharacterized. NCBI's taxonomy places the organism in Eukaryota, Fungi, Ascomycota, Eurotiomycetes, Chaetothyriales, Herpotrichiellaceae. Bases 1 to 1158 code for a protein of 385 amino acids. The transcript is spliced from 2 exons. The record is from RefSeq and is a predicted model, not a curated record.